AUGGGACUUCCAGGCUCCAAACCUGCAUCCACAAACCCAAGGCAUUGCAUCGUUUUGUUAACCUUCACCAUAGAAUUUGCCCCAUGGAUUCUCCACUCAACCCCACCUCCAAGGACCAUAUCUAUUGCUGACACAUUCCCAACCGUUCUCGAACUGAAGCACGCCCCAAAUGGCGCCACCGAGUUUUCCCGUCAAGCCCAAAUUUGUUCAUCUGUGGACCGGCUCAUCAAAACGCUGGCCACCUACACUGAGAUGAGCAAAACCAGGAUGCAGAAAAGGGAAGAUCCUUCGUGUCUGAUUGACUGCUGGAUGCAGGAAACACUCAAGGAAAUCGAGGAGGCCAAGCUCACCGGAGAGCCGGUGACACCGUUCUCCGCCGACUCCGAGAUUGGUGGUUACCUCUUUGUGGCGCAGGAUGAGUCCACGUCGUCGCUGCUGUGGGUGGUGGUCCGUGAGGUAGUGAGGUUUCGGUCGCCGGCGACGCUGGUGCCGCAUAUCGCGGCGGAGAGGUUCGCCCUGACGGAGUCGUACACGAUACCAAAGGGGACGAUCGUGUUCCCGUCGACGUUUGAGUCGGCGUUUCAAUGGUUCCACCAGGAGCGGUUCUCGAAGAAGAGACAGGAGGACCAAGUAUUUGAAAACAGUGCAAUGGACAACGGAGGUGCAAAGGUGAUGACGCAGCAGCAGGAAUGA
Messenger RNA from Vigna angularis (adzuki bean), 693 nucleotides. Its product is annotated as cytochrome P450 710A11-like. Gene Ontology annotation, molecular function: iron ion binding; heme binding; monooxygenase activity. The transcript has 3 exons. The record is from RefSeq and is a predicted model, not a curated record. The coding region runs from base 1 to 693 and encodes 230 amino acids. NCBI's taxonomy places the organism in Eukaryota, Viridiplantae, Streptophyta, Magnoliopsida, Fabales, Fabaceae.